This is a messenger RNA of Jaculus jaculus (lesser Egyptian jerboa), 1098 nucleotides long. RefSeq names its product MAF bZIP transcription factor A (gene Mafa). Gene Ontology annotation, biological process: retinal rod cell development; regulation of transcription by RNA polymerase II. The transcript has a single exon. The coding region runs from base 1 to 1098 and encodes 365 amino acids. Lineage: Eukaryota; Metazoa; Chordata; Mammalia; Rodentia; Dipodidae. Gene Ontology annotation, molecular function: RNA polymerase II cis-regulatory region sequence-specific DNA binding; DNA-binding transcription factor activity, RNA polymerase II-specific. Gene Ontology annotation, cellular component: nucleus. The record is from RefSeq and is a predicted model, not a curated record.
AUGGCCACGGAGUUGGCGAUGGGCGCCGAGCUGCCCAGCAGCCCACUGGCCAUCGAGUACGUCAACGACUUCGACCUGAUGAAGUUCGAGGUAAAGAAGGAGCCGCCCGAGGCCGAGCGCUUCUGCCACCGCCUCCCUCCCGGCUCGCUGUCCUCGACGCCCCUCAGCACGCCCUGCUCCUCUGUACCCUCUUCGCCCAGCUUCUGCGCGCCCAGCCCGGGCACCGGCGGGGGCGCCGGCGCAGGCGGCAGCGCGGCGCAGGCCGGGGGCGCCCCGGGGCCGCCGAGCGGAGGCCCCGGAGCUGUCGGGGGUGCCUCAGGAAAGCCGGCGCUGGAGGAUCUGUACUGGAUGAGCGGCUACCAGCACCAUCUCAAUCCCGAGGCGCUCAACCUGACGCCCGAGGACGCGGUGGAGGCCCUCAUCGGCAGUGGGCACCACGCUGGGCACCACGGCGCGCACCACCCGGCCGCCGCCGCAGCCUAUGAGGCCUUCCGGGGCCAGGGCUUCGCGGGCGGCGGCGGCGGUGGUGGCGGCGGCGCGGACGACAUGGGCACCGGCCACCACCACGGCGCGCACCACACCGCCCACCACCACCACCACCACGCCGCCCACCACCACCACCACCAUCACCACCACCACGGUGGCACCGGCCACCACGGCGGGGCAGGCCACGGCGGAGGUGGCGCUGGCCACCACGUGCGCCUGGAAGAGCGCUUCUCCGACGACCAGCUGGUGUCCAUGUCGGUGCGGGAGCUGAACCGGCAGCUCCGCGGCUUCAGCAAAGAGGAGGUGAUCCGGCUGAAGCAGAAGCGGCGCACGCUCAAGAACCGCGGCUACGCGCAGUCGUGUCGCUUCAAGCGGGUUCAGCAGCGGCACAUUCUGGAGAGCGAGAAGUGCCAGCUCCAGAGCCAGGUGGAGCAGCUGAAGCUGGAGGUGGGGCGCCUGGCCAAGGAGCGGGACCUGUACAAGGAGAAAUACGAGAAGUUGGCGGGCCGAGGCGGCCUCGGGGGCGCGGGCGGGGCUGGCUUCCCGCGGGAGCCCUCGCCACCACAGGCCGGCCCCGGUGGGGCCAAGGGCGCACCCGACUUCUUCCUGUGA